AUGGCAAAACAGCUUCGGAUCAGUCUAACGACGACUCUCACUCUCCUGGAGCAACUCCAAGCAGCUCUUUCAGCUCCCGCCGGAGAUACCAAACCCGCCGAACUUUCGGGAAAGGAUGCUCUUCCCCUCCUUUCCACGUCAGCUACCGCAUUGAAGUCCCAGAUCACAAAGCUAUCCCUUUUGACGAUAACUUCUCCAUUCACUCACUCGGCGGUCGGCACCGUUCUCUCGGCAUUGAAUGGAUCCGUGCUCCCGUCUCUCGUAACGGCGGCUCUCCUUGUCACUCCCACGGAUCAUACAAAGGCUUUCCACGCGGAGGUACACGCCUUGACGAAGACGGCAUUGAGGGAAUUGACUUCUCUGGUAACCGAGGUUCAAGCUGUCGCCGAAAAGACAGACAAGGCAAAGGAUGGUCAAAAGAAAGGAGGUGAACUUUCGCAGGCGGAGAAGGAUACUGUGACGGUCGCAACCGGGCGUGUCUGGGAUUCGUGCGACACGUUGAUUGAUGUCGCGGCCAAAGGGGUGGUUGGGUUCGUGAUACAGCGCGUCGAAGAGUGGCGGGAUCUGGUGCGUGAUGCAGUGGAGGAGAUUGAGGAGUGGGAUCCCGAAGAGGAUGGGGACGAAUUCUUCGAUGAUCUCUUGAGCGAUGAUGGUGAGAAAGAUAUUCAAGAUGAAGACGAGGAGGAUACCGAGGAAAGCAGCGCUGCGCUACAUGCACAGAAGAAAUCGACCCUCCGGAUUCUAAAGCCUAUUGCUCAGAUAUACCCUGCCAUUGUCGCGAAUCGGCUGAAGGGCGCUGGCGAUGUGCCGUGCUCAUCUCCUUCUGGGAUUGGCAGGUUAGAGCGCUUGAUGACGAAUUUACAGCACAUCCCGGAGCAUGUAGAUGAAGUCGCUGGAGCCCUGUACGAGGAGGAUUUGGAUAAAUGUGCUCGUUAUCUCGGCAAGGUUAAACGCUGCGCCAUGAACGCUGUCGACUCUGUUAAGCCGACUUGGGAUAUGGUGGAUGCUGCCGACGGUCAGCAGAAGGAAGAUAAGUUCACAAUAUGGUCGAAAACGUGGACGAAUGUUUUGGAUGAAGUCAGCAAAUCUGUGGGGUCGGACAAUCCAGAAUAA
This is a messenger RNA of Aspergillus udagawae, 1113 nucleotides long. RefSeq lists its product as uncharacterized. Gene Ontology annotation, cellular component: nucleus. The transcript has a single exon. NCBI's taxonomy places the organism in Eukaryota, Fungi, Ascomycota, Eurotiomycetes, Eurotiales, Aspergillaceae. The record is from RefSeq and is a predicted model, not a curated record. Gene Ontology annotation, biological process: regulation of cell cycle. The coding region runs from base 1 to 1113 and encodes 370 amino acids.